AUGGCAAAUAAGCCAAAUCAAAAUGAUGAUCUACUUGAUGGAAAUUAUCCACGAAUGAAUAUUUCACAAGCGGAAAAACUUGGUUUUACAGAUAUUGAUGAAUAUUUUAUGGGACAUAAACAACGUGGUACAGCUAUUAUUAUUAAUAAUAAAGAUUUUCAUCCAAAUACAGGUUUAAAUACACGUGAUGGAACAAAUCUUGAUGCUAGUCGAUUAGAAGGAACAUUUCUUGGACUUGGUUUUGAUACAGAAGUUUAUCAUAAUCGAACAGCAUUACAAAUAUUAACAAUUGUUGAACAAGCCGUUAAACGAGAUUAUUCACAAUGUGAUUGUUUUAUUUUUGUUUUGUUAUCACAUGGAGAUGAACGAGAUAUUAUUUAUGGUUCAGAUCAACCACUUAAUAUAAGUACUUUAACAGAACCAUUUAAACGAUCAGCUAAUAGUUUACUUGGAAAACCAAAGAUUUUUAUUUUUCAAGCAUGUCGUGGUCAACAAGUAAUGACAUCUCAUCGAAAAUUACCUAUGAAAGAUAAUAAUGAAGUCAUUAAUAUUGCAUCACAUAUACCUGCUGAAGCUGAUUUUUUGUUAGUUUAUUCAACAAUGCCUGGUUAUUAUGCUUGGCGAAAUUCUCUCAAAGGUUCAUGGUUUAUUCAAGCUCUAUGCGAUAUGUUACGUGAUCACGGUCAUGAAUGGGAUCUACUAAGAAUUUUAACUAAAGUUAAUCGUCGUGUUGGAAUGGAUUAUUAUUCAAAUUGUUCUGAUCCUUAUAUGAAUCAACGUCAACAAAUUCCUGUUUUUGUAUCAACAUUAACAAAAGAUGUUAAAUUAUUUCCUAAAAUAAAAUAA
Molecule: messenger RNA, 846 nt
Organism: Rotaria sordida
Lineage: Eukaryota; Metazoa; Rotifera; Eurotatoria; Philodinida; Philodinidae
Source: the annotation of a GenBank genome assembly